AAUUUUGUGAAAUUGAGAGUGGAGAGAGAGAGAGAGAGAGAGAGAGUGAGUGAGAGAAGAGAGAGAGAGAGAGAGAGUGGAAUCAAUCGAUUCCGGCAACUUCGGGGCUCGCCGGUCACAAGAUCGAUCUUCCAUUGGUCGAGCCAAAAACAAGCCCCCACUUCUAUGUUCAGCAAAAUUAUCGCUUUUUAGAGAGAGAGAGAGAGAGAGAGAGAGUGGAGAGAGAAAGAGAGGGAGAGAGAGACAGUGAGACGUUAUUCGAACGUUGGAUCGGAGUGCGAAAGGGCUUUAAACGACAUCGGAUUGUAAGAAACCGCGUGAAUUUUGGAGGGAUUAGGCGGUUGGAGAAAUCAAUUUUUCCAGUUUUGUGUGGGUUGUGUCAGAGUAAUUUUGUAUGCAAUCGGGAGGUGGGACCCAACAGGGACAUGGUGGCCGGAACACAGCAGCGAUGGGACCUUCUUCUUCUUCGGCAUCGCCGUCGUCUUCGUCGUCGGCCGUAUCGGCACCGCAUUUAGGGUUUGAUUCAAAACAACAGCAGCAGCAGCAGCAGCAACAACAGCAACAGCAUCAGCAACAACAGCAGAGACAGUCAUUGCAACAACAAUUGCUUAGAAAACCUGAAGGAAAUGAAGCCAUUCUAGCCUAUCAAGCUGGCGGUCUCCACGGAGUCUUGGGAGGGGGCAAUUUCGCAUCAUCUUCUGGUAUGAUGCAACUGCCUCAACAGUCCAGGAAGUUAAUUGAUUUGUCUCAACAACAUAGUGCUGCUCACAUUCGGGAUCCCGGCCAAAAUAGGAGUCAAGGCAUUGAGCAACAAAUGCUGAAUCCAAUGCAGCAGGCUUACCUCCAAUAUGCAUUCCAUGCCACCCAACAGAACCCGGGGAUCCAAUCUCAGCACCAAGCAAAAAUGGGGAUGAUGGGGCAUCUAUCGGGAAAGGAUCAGGAGACAAGGAUGGGUAAUCUGAAGAUGCAGGAGCUCAUGUCCAUACAAGCUGCUAAUCAGGCCCAGACAUCAUCAUCCAAGAAACCACCUGAACGUUUUGCUCAUGGUGAGAAGCAGACAGAGCAAGCACAGCAGGCAGUCUCCGAUCAAAGGAGUGAUCCAAAGCCUCCAACCCAGUCGACAUCUAUGGGCCAAUUAAUGCAGGGAAAUGUUGUAAGACCUAUGCAAGCACCACAGGCUCAGCAAAACAUCCAAAGCAUGGCAAAUAGCCAGCUUGCAGUGGCUGCACACAUGCAGGCUUUGGCACUUGAGCGGAAUAUUGAUUUGUCACUUCCUGCAAACGCCAACUUGAUGGCUCAGCUUAUUCCACUCAUGCAGUCUAGGAUGCUUGCACAGCAGAAGGCAAAUGAAAACAAUAUGGUUGCACAGUCUUCUUCACCUGUCUCGAUGCCAAAGCAGCGAGUUGGUUCUCCACAAGUUGCAACUGAGAGUUCUCCCCGUCAAAAUUCUUCGAGCGAUGUGUCUGGGCAGUCUGGCGCCACUAAAGCUAGGCAGACAGUUGCACCUGGCCAGUUUGGCACGACUCUGAAUGCUACGACAGCUAACAAUGCUAACAACAUUCCGGUGCAGCAGUUCUCUGCUCAUGGCAGAGAGAACCAGGUGCUUCCGAGACAAACAAUGAUGCUUGGUAAUGGAAUGCCUCCGAUUCAUCCCCCCCAGUCAUCUGUGAACUUGAACCAGGGUGUGGAUCAUUCACUCCACACAAAAAGCACGUUAACUGGUCCAGAAAAUUUGCAAAUGCAGUAUAACAAGCAAUUGAGCCGUUCUUCUCUACAAUCUGCAACUUCACCUAUUGAUGGGGGUCCGGGAAAUCCCUUUUCGUCUCGAGGUGGAGCGGUGGCCCAGAUGCAACAACCACGUACGGGGUUUACCAAACAGCAACUGCAUGUUCUUAAAGCACAAAUACUAGCAUUUAGGCGCCUGAAGAAAGGUGAUGGAACUCUUCCACAAGAACUACUUCGAGCUAUUGCUCCACCACCCCUUGAAACACAGCCGCAGCAGGUGGUUGUCCCUGCUGGAACAAGUAAUCAGGAUAGAUCUGCUGGAAAAAAUGCAGAAGAUCAUGCGAGACAAUUAGAGUCCAGUGAGAAGGAUCCGCAGGUUGUAGCAUCAUCUAGUGGACUGAAGAAUUCAAAAGAGGAAGCUUUUUCAGGAGAUGAGAAAGCAACUGCCUUGACAGUUCAUUCACAAGGUAUGACAAGUGUGACAAAAGAGCCCAUACCAGUGCUUCCUUCUGGAAAGGAAGAGCAGCAAGCUGCUAUAUUUCCUGUUAAAUCAGAACAGGAAGUUGAACGUAGUAAUGAGAAAACUCCGAUUAGAAGCGAUUUAACAAUGGAUAGGGGCAAGGCAGUUGCAUCACAGGUUGCUGUAUCUGAUUCAAUUCAAGCUAAAAAACCCAUACAGGCAAACAAUGUUCCGCAGCCAAAAGAUGUUGGCUCUACCAGGAAGUAUCAUGGACCACUAUUUGAUUUCCCCUUUUUCACUCGUAAACACGACUCAUUUGGGUCUAUGAUGACAAUGAACAACAAUAAUUUGACAUUGGCUUAUGAUGUCAAGGACCUGCUUCUUGAGGAAGGCAUGGAAGUGCUUACCAAGAAAAGGGCAGAAAAUUUAAGGAAAAUCAGUGGUUUACUAGCAGUGAACUUGGAGAGGAAAAGGAUUAGGCCGGAUCUUGUUUUGCGGCUGCAAAUUGAAGAGAGGAAACUUCGACUUUUGGAUCUUCAGGCGCGCUUGAGGGAUGAAGUUGAUCAACAGCAACAGGAGAUAAUGGCGAUGCCCGACAGGCCAUAUCGGAAGUUUGUUCGACUUUGUGAGCGUCAACGCAUGGAGCUCACUAGGCAAGUACAAGCCUCUCAGAAAGCAGUGAGAGAGAAACAACUGAAAUCCAUUUUUCAGUGGCGUAAGAAGCUUCUUGAGGCUCAUUGGGCCAUCCGUGAUGCACGAACUGCCCGUAACAGGGGAGUUGCAAAAUAUCAUGAGAAAAUGCUGAGGGAGUUCUCAAAAAGGAAGGAUGAUGAUCGGAAUCGAAGGAUGGAAGCAUUGAAGAAUAAUGAUGUUGAGAGGUAUAGAGAAAUGUUGCUGGAGCAGCAGACUAGCAUUCCAGGUGAUGCUGCUGAGAGAUAUGCCGUUCUCUCAUCAUUUUUAACGCAGACAGAAGAGUAUCUUCAUAAACUGGGAAGUAAAAUAACGGCUGCAAAGAAUCAGCAGGAGGUUGAGGAAGCAGCAAAUGCUGCUGCUGCUGCUGCACGAAUUCAGGGUCUCUCUGAAGAAGAAGUAAGAGCCGCAGCAGCUUGUGCUGGAGAGGAAGUAACGAUAAGAAACCGUUUCUCUGAAAUGAAUGCACCUAAGGAAAGUUCAUCUGUUAACAAGUAUUACAAUCUUGCACAUGCUGUCAGCGAAAGGGUUAUAAGGCAGCCUUCAAUGCUACGGGCUGGAACCUUGCGAGAUUAUCAACUUGUUGGAUUGCAGUGGAUGCUCUCUUUGUAUAACAACAAAUUAAAUGGAAUUUUGGCAGAUGAGAUGGGUCUUGGGAAGACUGUACAGGUGAUGGCCUUGAUUGCUUAUCUGAUGGAGUUCAAAGGAAACUAUGGCCCACAUCUUAUUAUUGUUCCAAAUGCUGUUUUGGUGAACUGGAAGAGUGAGUUACAUAAUUGGUUACCAUCUGCGUCCUGCAUUUUUUAUGUUGGUGUGAAGGAUCAACGGUCAAAGUUGUUUUCUCAAGAGGUUUGUGCCAUGAAAUUUAAUGUACUUGUGACAACUUACGAGUUCAUCAUGUACGACCGUUCAAAGCUUUCAAAAGUCGAUUGGAAAUAUAUUAUAAUUGAUGAAGCACAACGCAUGAAGGACAGGGAAUCAGUUCUAUCUCGAGAUCUUGAUAGAUAUCGUUGCCAGAGGCGCCUUCUUCUCACGGGGACCCCUCUUCAGAAUGAUCUCAAAGAACUCUGGUCACUUCUAAAUCUACUCCUUCCUGAAGUUUUUGAUAACCGCAAAGCAUUUCAUGAUUGGUUUUCGAAACCCUUUCAAAAAGAAGCUCCCACACAUAAUGCAGAAGAUGACUGGCUUGAGACUGAGAAGAAAGUUAUCAUUAUCCACCGGCUUCAUCAAAUUUUGGAGCCUUUUAUGCUCCGACGUCGUGUUGAAGAUGUGGAAGGCUCACUUCCACCCAAGGUUUCCAUUGUUUUAAGAUGUAGGAUGUCAGCUAUUCAGGGUGCCAUUUAUGAUUGGAUUAAAUAUACCGGUACUAUUCGAGUGGAUCCAGAAGAUGAGAAGCGCAAGGUUCAAAAAAGUUCUAUUUACCAGGCUAAAACAUAUAAACCUCUGAAUAAUAGAUGCAUGGAGCUCCGGAAAACUUGCAAUCAUCCCUUGCUUAAUUACCCUUAUUUUAAUGAUUUGUCCAAGGAUUUUCUUGUUAGAUCGUGUGGGAAAUUGUGGGUUCUGGAUAGGAUUCUCAUAAAGCUUCAGAGAACAGGACACAGAGUAUUGCUCUUUAGUACAAUGACAAAACUUCUUGACUUGUUGGAGGAAUAUCUGCAGUGGCGGCGACUUGUGUACAGAAGAAUUGAUGGAACAACUAGCUUAGAAGACCGUGAAUCGGCUAUUGUGGAAUUUAAUAGCCCCGACACUGACUGCUUUAUCUUCUUGCUUAGCAUUCGUGCUGCUGGACGGGGUUUAAAUCUUCAGACUGCUGACACUGUCAUCAUAUAUGAUCCUGAUCCGAACCCAAAAAAUGAGGAACAAGCAGUUGCUAGAGCCCACCGCAUCGGACAGAAAAGAGAAGUGAAAGUUAUCUAUAUGGAAGCAGUGGUUGAUAAAAUCUCAAGCCAUCAGAAAGAGGAUGAAUUUAAAAGUGGUGGGGUAGUUGAUUCAGAGGAUGAUCUUGCGGGUAAGGAUCGAUAUAUGGGAUCUAUUGAGAGCCUCAUACGGAAGAACAUCCAACAGUAUAAGAUUGAUAUGGCUGAUGAGGUUAUUAAUGCUGGACGUUUUGACCAGAGGACAACACAUGAAGAGAGGCGUUUGACCCUAGAGACAUUGUUGCAUGACGAGGAAAGAUAUCAAGAAACAGUCCAUGAUGUCCCCUCACUGCAACAGGUAAAUCGCAUGAUUGCUAGAAGUGAAGAAGAAGUAGAGCUCUUUGAUCAAAUGGAUGAAGAACUUGACUGGACAGAGGAGAUGAUGAAGUAUGACCAGGUGCCUAAAUGGCUUCGAGCCGGUACAAGAGAAGUAAAUGCUACUAUUGCUAAUCUAUCAAAAAAGCCAUCAAAGAACACCUUGCUAGGUGGCAGUAUUGGUGUUGAAUCAGGUGAAAUGGCUUCUGAUUUAACUGAGAAAAAGAGGGGACGACCUAAGGGGAAAAAAUUCCCUAUUUACACGGAGGUGGAUGACGAAAAUGGGGAGUUCUCUGAAGCUAGUUCUGAAGAGAGGAAUGGGUAUUCAGCCCAGGAAGAAGAGGGAGAGAUUAAUGAGUUUGAAGAGGAAGAAUUUAUUGGCGCUGUUGAGGCACUUCCAGCAAGUAAAGAUCAGUCAGAAGAAGAUGGUCCAGUUGGUGCUGUUGGGUAUGAGUAUGCCAGGGCUGCUGAAAGCACUAGACAAAAUCAUACUGUUGAAGAAGCUGGUUCAUCAGGAUCAUCCGCAGACGGUCAAAGAUUGACACAGAGGGUGGCCUCGCCUUCUAUAUCGUCUCAGAAGUUUGGGUCACUUUCGGCAUUAGAUGCCAGGCCAAGUUCUCUUUCGAAAAGACUGACUGAUGAAUUAGAGGAAGGUGAAAUAGCUAUGUCUGGAGAUUCUCAUGUGGACCUCCAGCAGUCAGGAAGUUGGAUUCAAGAUCGUGAAGAAGGAGAAGAUGAACAGGUUUUGCAACCCAAAAUAAAACGAAAACGUAGUAUUCGGCUUCGGCCACGUUAUACUGCAGAAAGGUCAGAAGAGAAGUACCCCAAUGAAAAGCCAUCUCUCCAUCGUGGAGACUUAUCUCAGUUGCCAUUCCAAGUGGGCCAUAAAUAUGAACCACAGUUGAGGAAUGACUCUGAACCCAAAAAGCUUGCAGAGUCCAAUGCCUUAAAGCAUGAUCAAAGUGAUUCAUCCUCGAAAAGUAGGCAAAAUUUACCGUCAAGGAGAAUUGCAAAUACAUCAAAGGUACAUGCUUCUUUGAAAUCUGGCAGAUUGAAUUCUGCACCUGCUCCCUUGGAAGAUGCCGCCGAACACUCUAGGGAAAAUUGGGAUGGUAAAGUUUUGAACACUAGUGGAACUUCAAUUGGUGUCAGCAAGAUGUCUGAUGUCAUUCAAAGAAGGUGCAAGAAUGUAAUUAGCAAGCUCCGGAGGAGAAUAGAUAAGGAAGGUCCUCAAAUUGUUCCUCUGCUUACAGAUUUGUGGAAGAGGAUUGAAAAUUCUGGUCACCUGAGUGGAGCUGCAAAUAGUCUUUUGGAUUUGCGAAAGAUUGAUCAGCGUGUUGAGAGGUUUGAGUAUAAUGGAGUGAUCGAGCUUGUGUUUGAUGUGCAGUUUAUGUUGAAGAGUGCAAUGCAGUAUUUUGGAUUCUCGCAUGAGGUGAGAUCUGAAGCAAGGAAGGUGCACGAUCUGUUUUUUGAUAUCUUAAAGAUUGCAUUCCCGGACACGGAUUUUCGAGAAGCUAGAAAUGCCCUCUCUUUCUCUGGCCCAGUAGCUACCUCUACCUCUGCUCCUCCUUCAAGACAGGCAGUUGCAGGCCAAAGCAAGCGUCACAAAAUGAUAAACGAGGUGGAGCCUGAUGCAACUCCUCCCCAGAAGCCACCGUCUCGAGGGCCCAUUUCCAGCGGUGAAGCCCGUUCGAGGAUUGGAAGCAGCAGCAGCACGAGGGAGCAGGGUCAGCAGGAUGAUCCUCGAUUGUUAACUCAUCCGGGGGAGCUUGUUAUCUGCAAAAAGAAGAGAAAAGACCGGGAAAAGUCAGCGGUGAAGCCCGGGAACGGACCAGGUGGGCCCGUAUCACCCCCUACCAUUGGCCGUAGCACUAGAAGUCCGGGUCCCGGUUCAAUCCCAAAGGAGACAAGAUUGAGUCAACAGUCUACCCAUCAACAAGGGUGGGCUAACCCACCUCCUCAACCGGUGAACAGUGGUAGUGGGAUGGUGGGUUGGGCAAAACCCGUAAAGCGAUUGAGAACAGACGCCGGGAAAAGGCGCCCGAGCCAUUUAUGACUGAGUGAAGGUAUGUGCAAAUGAUAUGUAACGUUGAAAUUUGCUGCAACUACUUUGAGGUGCCGAGUUUUUAACCGGGCCUCUUAGGGCAUGUAGAAGUGCAUUGAGCUCAUAUAUCCUUGUUAAUAUAGUGUAAGCCUCUCUCCUUUGCUCUCUUGUAUUUUAGUGCUAAAUUUGACUGUGAUAGUAGUUUAUAGGUGUGCCAGGUGAGCGCCACUUCGGCUGAGAUAUCGAGCCUUCUAGGGCGCUCAAGCUCAGUUGAGACCAGUUGCUCUGUAAAAACUCUUGCGUUCUUGUUGGAAAUUUUUGAAUUUUCAGCUCAAGAUUGGCAUAUGUUGUAAGGCGGUUGUUACAAAGAAUAUAUUGCUACAAACUCGUGUUUCUCAUAAGGGAUAUGUAUUUAUUCACAAAAAAUUUAAUGUAAAUUAGUAGCAUUGUAACAAUACUGUAUUACUUAUCCAUGCCAAUGCCGUUUCAUACCAUGCCA
Molecule: messenger RNA, 7649 nt
Organism: Camellia sinensis
Lineage: Eukaryota; Viridiplantae; Streptophyta; Magnoliopsida; Ericales; Theaceae
Gene: BRM
Product: transcription regulatory protein SNF2
Biological process (GO): regulation of DNA-templated transcription
Cellular component (GO): nucleus
Molecular function (GO): protein binding; ATP binding
Source: RefSeq, a predicted model, not a curated record